Molecule: messenger RNA, 862 nt
Organism: Ipomoea nil (Japanese morning glory)
Lineage: Eukaryota; Viridiplantae; Streptophyta; Magnoliopsida; Solanales; Convolvulaceae
Product: zinc finger BED domain-containing protein DAYSLEEPER-like
Exons: 4
Coding region: 54-806 (250 amino acids)
Molecular function (GO): protein dimerization activity; DNA binding
Source: RefSeq, a predicted model, not a curated record
UUGAAUGCUUGUUGGUUGAAAAUUUAGGAAGUGAGGAUCAAGUAAUAAGUGAUAUGGCUAAGAACAUGAAAGCAAAAUUUGACAAGUAUUGGGAUGACUAUAGUGUAAUACUUGCAAUGGGAGCUAUUCUUGAUCCAAGGUUGAAGUUACAAUUUGUGGAAUAUUGUUAUAAGAAGCUUGAUCCAUUUACUUGUCAAGACAAGAUUGAAGGGAUAAAGAAGAAAUUAUACUUGUUAUAUGAUGAAUAUAAGAAGAAGAGUGAUGGUUUUUCAUCUUCUAGAGUUUCUACUUCUCAAUUACAAGACUAUUCAAUCUAUUCGACAAUAACUAUUUGUGGAGUAAGAAGUGGAGGAUUGGGAAGUAUGGGAGGAUCGGGAAAAUUGGAUGAAAAUCUUAUUGGUGAUUAUGUUGAUUAUCGUCAUCCAAACCAAGGUGGAAUUGGUAGUGGGGAUACAAAGUCUAAUUUAGACAAAUACUUGGAAGAUGAUCAACUAAAUCAAUUGGGUGAUAUAGAUGUGCUAUCAUAUUGGAAAGAAAAAGAACACCGCUAUGGGGAGCUUGCUAAAAUGGCAUGUGAUGUGCUUUCUAUUCCUAUUACAAGUAUAGCAUCCGAAUCCGCCUUUAGCAUUGGAGCUCAUAUCUUGAACAAAUAUAGGAAUCGGCUUCUUCCAAAGAAAGUACAAGCUCUUAUUUGUGCACGUAAUUGGUUACAUGGAUUUUCUAUAAAUGAUGAAAGUGAAGAUGAAGAUGAAGAUGAAGAUGAUGAAGUUGUAGUUGGAGCUUCAAAUCUUGGAGGGGAAGAAUAAGGGAAUAGAAGAUUUGAUAAAGUGCACUUUAAUCUUUGUUGUGAAUUUGUGGCUUA